This is a messenger RNA of Nezara viridula (southern green stink bug), 2001 nucleotides long. The record is from the annotation of a GenBank genome assembly. NCBI's taxonomy places the organism in Eukaryota, Metazoa, Arthropoda, Insecta, Hemiptera, Pentatomidae.
AUGCCUUUUUCGAAAAAAGAUAAGGUUGAUUAUAAAGCUAGGUUGGAAUAUAAGCUUUAUUUAGCACGAGAAGACCCUGAUGUAACAUUUGAUUUGUCUGACUGUGAUUUAAAAAAUGUGCCUAAAGGAAUCUAUUCAAUCUGUAAAGUACUCAGAAAAGAAACUUUAAUUUUGAAGAACAAUAACUUGACUUCUUUAUCUGGAGGAGGUAAUUUAGGAGAAUUGAACCUGCUAAAAACUCUUGAUAUUCGGUCAAACAAUUUGUCCUUUCUCCCAGAAAGCAUAUCUUUUCUUGAAAACUUGAAGGAGUUGUAUUUAAAUAAUAAUCUUAUCAAGUAUUUGCCUGAAGGUAUUCUCAAGCUAAAAAACCUCAGGAUUUUAAGUGUGCCUUUCAAUAAACUUAAGCGCUUACCAUCAAAUAUUGAGGAACUCAAUGUUUUAGAAGAAUUAUAUCUUCAAGGAAAUCCAGCUUUAUGUAUUUUACCCAAUACGUUAUCAUUCUGUUCGCAUUUAUCAAAGCUUGUUCUUGAUAUUGGUAGAUAUACUCACCCGCCUGAUGAUGUUGUACAUCAAGGGACUGUGGCAAUUCUAACUUUCCUAGGUGCAAAAAUUGGAUAUGAAUAUAAAGGAAUUCAGUGUCCUAUAUCCAACGAUAUGCUGGAAAGGAAUGAAUCUGUCAAAAGCAAUGUAACAUUUGAUCAGCAGCUCCAGGCGAGGAUUGCCGAGUUGGAGAAAAAGAAGGAAAUAAAACAAAAGGAAUGCUUGGCAUUAGAGAAAGAUUUAGCUGAACAAAAAAAUAAAGAACUGCAGUUACAGAAUGAACUGAAAAAGGAUAAAAACAAGCUUGUUGAAGACUUAAAGAAACAACAAAUGAAAAUUGCAGAAGAAGUUUUGAAGUUUCAAAAUAAGAAAGAAGCAGAAAGAGAAAAGUUGAUAGAACAUAUAAAACAAGCUGAAUCGGAGGCUGAUAAUGUGAUUGCCAAGAUGUUGGAUAUGAAUCAUGCCUAUAGAGAACCUUGGUCUAUUUUUCAACAGCAAGAGAUUGAUAGAGCUUCUGAGCGUCUCAUCUUUCAGCAGAAUUUAAAUGGAGAUCUCAAGAAAAAGGAAAUAUUGAGUGACAUGGAAAAUCUUCUGAAAAAUGAGCGGUCAAAAUUGUUGGAUUAUGAAGAAGCUAAAGCACAAACUAUUAAAGAUUCUUUAAUCAGAGAAGCAGAGUGGGAUAGCAAAGUUUCUCAGUUACUUGCUGCUCAAGAAAGACCAUUAGCAUGGGAUACAUCAGAGCAAGAAGCAGCUGUUGCAAUGCUUUUAGAACGUUCUGAUCUUGAAUCAGGUCGCCUCAGAGCACAGCUAGGCAUUAUUGAAAGGCAGUUGAAAUAUCUCACAGCAGCAGAAAUGAAAAAAGCUCGAAUGGACACUAGUCAAAUAACUAACGAAUUGUCUGAAAAGCGUGCUCAGCUGUCAGAGCUGCUAAUGGACGUACUCGAACAACGAGAAGCAAGGAAAAGCCAACUAUUAGACAUGCUGCGUAGAAUGGAAGCUGUUGCUCAUGGGGAAGAGGACUAUUGGCUAGUACAAUAUCAAAAACUUCUUGAAUCGCAGGCUGUGUUGGAUCCAGAUCUUGUGAGAUUGAUUGUCCUCGCAGGGCUACAUAAACAUCUUCCAUUACUCAUGAACCUUGACUUGAAUGAGUUAACUUUCGACCAACUUAAGAAGGGUGGUGUUGAGGUUGAAGAGGAAGCUCAUGCUAUUUUAAAGGCUGUCAGGUCUUAUCUAUCAGAUCUGAUAGUGCCUUCAGCACCCUUUGAAGAGAUCCCUUCAGCUCCUAGUCCUACUACUACUGAGUAUGAGUCCGAGUGUGUUGUUUGUAUGGCAGCUCAGUGCCGAGUUGUGUAUGUACCUUGUGGCCAUCUCUGCUGUUGCCAACCUUGUUCACAGCAAAUAAGGCAAUGCCCGCUUUGCAGAAGGGAUAUUGAGUCCAAAAUUCAUAUUAUACCCUCAUAG